Pisolithus orientalis is the source of this 1370-nucleotide messenger RNA. Its product is annotated as actin-related protein. The coding region runs from base 106 to 1242 and encodes 378 amino acids. The record is from RefSeq and is a predicted model, not a curated record. The transcript has 9 exons. NCBI's taxonomy places the organism in Eukaryota, Fungi, Basidiomycota, Agaricomycetes, Boletales, Pisolithaceae.
AGCGCACACUACACCCACCCCGGUAAACACGAAAAGUCCUCAGCAAGCCAUCCCACGCAACCACACCCUCAGGCUGUCCUUCACUCACCCCACGGACGCUGCAGGAUGUCUGCCGAGUUCGAAGAUGUCUUGACCAAUCAACCAGUCGUGAUCGACAAUGGAUCAGGAACUAUCAAGGCGGGCUUCGCUGGCCAGGAUCACCCAAAAUGCUUCUUCCCAUCUUUUGUCGGACGGCCCAAGCAUGUACGCGUUAUGGCAGGUGCCCUCGAAGGGGACGUUUUCAUUGGGCGCAGAGCACAAGAAUUUCGCGGUCUUCUCAAAAUCAAGUAUCCGAUAGCACAUGGCAUAGUGACUGACUGGGACGAUAUGGAGCGUAUAUGGAGUCACAUCUAUGCUGAAGAGCUCGGAACGCUCAGCGAAGAACAUCCAGUACUUUUGACGGAAGCCCCACUGAAUCCACGCAGCAAUCGUGACGUAGCUGCUCAAAUAUUCUUCGACACGUUCAACGUGCCUGCACUUUUCAUCUCGGUACAAGCCGUCCUAUCGCUGUAUUCCUCUGGUAGAACAACGGGCAUUGUUCUUGAUUCAGGGGAUGGAGUCACGCACGCCGUCCCGGUAUUUGAGGGCUUCUCUAUGCCACACGCCAUUCGCCGCGUCGAUGUCGCUGGGAGAGACGUGACCGACCAUUUACAGCUGUUGCUCCGGAAAUCUGGGCACCAUUUGCACACCACAGCCGAGCGUGAGGUUGUGAGGAUCAUCAAAGAGAAGUGCUGUUAUGUCGCUCUGAACCCUUCUAAAGAAGAGAAAGACUCGUUAGGACGUGCGGAGGAGUUCCGGUUACCUGACGGAAAUGUGAUCCAGCUCGGACCGGAGAGAUUUCGCGCACCAGAGAUCCUGUUUAACCCUGAACUCAUAGGCCAGGAAUAUGCUGGCGUUCAUCAGGUUGUUGUGGAUUCUAUCAAUAGGGUCGACUUGGACCUACGCAAAAGUCUGUUUUCGAACAUAGUCCUCAGCGGCGGAAGUACUCUGUGUAAAGGUUUCGGCGAUCGACUUCUUAAUGAAGUGAAGAAAUUGGCUCUCAAAGACGUAAAGAUCAAAAUAUAUGCUCCCCCGGAACGCAAGUAUUCCACAUGGAUAGGAGGGUCUAUCCUGGCAGGGUUGGGCACAUUUAAGAAGAUGUGGGUAUCAGCAGAGGAGUAUCAAGAAGAUCCCGAUAUCAUACACAAGAAGCUAGGCUUUUGAAUUGGCAUAUUCACUCCUGCGCGCCCUCUUUUUUAAAAAAAAGGACAAAAGAAAAAUCAUCUCACGUAUACCCACUAUAUCCAUCUAACACGGUAAUACGCUCAAUUUCGCGAGCGAUAAUGAGGGCU